AAUGACAACUGUUCAUGCUGUCUGCAAUCUCCUCUGCUUACUAUCACUAUCACUGCUGACUCAUUAUACAACAUUACAAAUCUAGUGUCAGAUAUUGCUCUGCGCGUGUCGUUUGCAGCUACUUGGAAUGCGGUGAUUGUGGUGAAAGACGCCGAUCAUUUCUUGGAGUCGCAAGGUUUAAGACAUAGGGAUCACGUCAACACUAUUCUCCGUCAAUUUGAGUCGGAUGAUUCCAUCUCCUUCUGGGUAUCAAGUACCUGCAACGAAGAACUCCUGACACGAUUUUCGGCUGUUGUCAAUUUCCCUGAACUGGACGCUGCAGCUCGACGUCGUCUUUGGCUCAACCACUUCGGCUUGAAUAAUCCCGCUGCAAUUAUGUGGAACAACGAGCACACACUCAUAGGCUCCUCUAUCGCGGAUCAGAAGGAGAUGGAUCAUUCAUUACUUCUUCGCGAUAUCGAGAAACUCUCACGGCAUCAGUUAGAUGGGAGGAUGAUUGACAAUAUUGUGCGGUCCGCAUGAGCACUAGCUGCCUCGAAGUAAGUUCUCUGCACAUGUUAUCGGGCGCACACUAAUGGCUGUUUUACCGCGACAGCGGGGAUCAUCUAUCCAUCCACCACAUCAAAGUGGUCAUGAAAGCACAGUGAUUGGAUAAUCUUCCUUUGUGGCGGAAGCUGACCAGAAUUUUGACACGUCCAGCAAAGGUUCU
Suillus subaureus is the source of this 709-nucleotide messenger RNA. RefSeq lists its product as uncharacterized. The transcript has 6 exons. NCBI's taxonomy places the organism in Eukaryota, Fungi, Basidiomycota, Agaricomycetes, Boletales, Suillaceae. The annotation marks the transcript as partial. The record is from RefSeq and is a predicted model, not a curated record.